CCGGUUAGAAGUCGAGAAGACCGUCAGACAAGUCAGCUGAUCUACACACCUUCACCAGGUUGGAGACAUGGCCUCAGAUCAGAUGGUGGUGGCUGCCCUGGGUCGACCUUUCACCUUAGGCAUGCUGUACGAUGCUCAGAAAGAUCAACUGAUCACAGCUUUCCCACAGUGGGAUAAAAAAACUCUUCAAGAGAACAGUAAGAAGCACCUCCAGCAGACCAGUGCGUAUGAAAUUACUGCAUCAGACUCCUUCGAAUCCAAGGCUUCCCUCCUGGAUGUUGAAGCCUCUCUCAAAGCCAGUUUCCUGAGUGGACUGGUUGAAGUUGGAGGAUCUGCCAGUUAUCUGAAUGAUAAGAAGAAAUCCAACAAGCAGAGCAGGGUGACAUUUCAGUACAAAGCUACCACCGUGUUUGAGCAGCUGACAAUGACUCAUCCUGAAGCCAAGAACAUGCAAGAAAAAGAAGUUCAUGAGAAUUGUUCUGCAACACACGUAGUCACCGGCAUCCUCUACGGGGCAAACGCUUUCUUUGUGUUUGACAGCAAGAAGUUGGACGCCAGCGACGUCCAGAACAUCCAGGGCAGCAUGGAGGCAAUGGUAAAGAAGAUACCCUCAUUUACUUUUGAGGGGAAAGUUGAGAUCAAGCUGAGUGAUGAAGAAAAAGCCCUGACUGAGAAAUUCUCCUGCAAAUUCUACGGAGACUUCAUUCUCGAAAGCAACCCUGUGACUUUUGAAGAUGCAGUGAAGACGUACCAACAACUUCCAAAGCUGCUGGGAGAAAACGGAGAGAAAACUGUUCCCGUCAAGGUCUGGCUGACACCACUGAAGAAACUGGUCUCCUCAGCAUCCGAGCUGAAGAGAGAGAUCUGCGUUGGUCUUCUGAGGAAAGUUGAAAAUGCUCUAGAAAGUAUGAUGGAAAUACAAGUGAGAUGCAAUGAUUCCCUGGAAGACGAAGUGGUCAAGAGUUUUCCACAGAUUACCAAAAAGUUGAGCAAUUUCAAAGACGUGUGUGAUGAUUACACAACAAAACUCCGAAAGACCAUGAAAGAGAAGUUUCCAUCCAUUCGUGCAGGUAAUGAAGUCGACAGUUCGGUGGAAAAGCUCUUUGACAACAAGGAGAAGUCACCGUUCAGUCAUGAAAACUUAAGCAAGUGGCUGAAUAAUGAGGAGAGAAAAAUCAACGUCAUCAGAUCCUGUGUGGAGUUGGAGGAAAUAAAGAUCAUCCAAAAUAAGUCAGAGCUGGACAGAGAGGUUUUUGAUCGACAUGUGGAUGAUGUGCUCUGCUUUGUCUUCACCUCCCUGGAAACUGCUGAACCCUACCUGGUCCAGAUGUCCGACUACCUGCAUUCACAUGACCCACAAUGUGUCGGGAGUAUCCCCCCACAAACACAAGACCGGUGGCACUUCUCACAGGAAGUGUUGAACAAAAUGAGAGAGAAAGCCUCAUAUUUCCAUGGCCUUGCCAAAGCCCUGAAGAGCAGCAGCAGAUUCAGGUUCCUUGUAGCUGUUGUACCAAAUGAGAAAUAUAAAGGAGCAACGAUCUACCAUUACAGGAAUGGCAUGCUGGUCACUGAGGAUUUCUCAAAGCCUGCUGUCCCUGACGUGAAGACUGUAACAGACAGACGAGAUUUACUCUGGUACGCCUGUGAUCUCAACCUGGACCCAGACACAGCAAGUGGCUACCUCAGUCUGUCAGAGGGAAACAAGAAGGCGACCUGUGGAACGUGGCAGACGUAUCCUGAUCGCCGCCAGAGGUUCGAUACGCGGCCUCAGGUUUUGUGCAGGGAGGGGCUCACUGGGCAGCAUUACUGGGAGGUGGAGUGGAGUGAGGGUUGUAAUAACGAGGUUGGUGUGGGUGUUACAUACGGGGAAAUUGAAAGGAAAGGAAAAGGUGCAGACACAGGGCUUGGAAGCAACAGCUUAUCUUGGUAUUUUGGUGUGAAGGACAAGUUUGAAGCAUGGCAUAAUGGUCAUGUGUGGUCCAAAGAUCUCCCCCCUACUGGAUGCAGACGAGUUGGAGUGUUUCUAGAUUGUUGUGCUGGUUCCCUGAGCUUUUACAACAUCACUCAUAACACUCUGAGUCACCUCUACUCCUUCAAGGCCCAGUUCAUUCAGCCUCUUCACCCAGGGUUCUACAUUUACAACACAUCCAACUACGCUGCCCUGUGUGCAGAUCUGUGAGACUCAGAGUCAUUCUGCAGUUUGUUUUAAACAGCUGUUCCAGGGAUUUCUUUUUAUUCUCCUAGAUGUAGAUGUUUUUAUUUUCAAGGCAACAUAAUGAAAUUCUAACGAUUUAAACAAUUGUGCUUCUCUAUUCAUUAUCUGUGAUUUUAACACUGUUGUAAAACUUGUUUUAUAACGAGGACAUUUCAUACAAACCCCUCUAUGAUCAUGAACAAGACAAUCACAAUAUCCAUUAGCUUUCAACAGAAUCAAGUCUUGAUCACAACACUAACAUAUCACGACCUUUUAAGGUGAAACAGCUGUUUACUUCCACGUCCAGCAGUUUCAGAGCAACAUGAUCUUCUAGUUGUUUUUGAAACUAAAAAACUUUCAUAUAUUGUUUUAAAAAUAUGGAGCAUAACCACUUUAAGUCUCUGUUGUAUUAAUGUUAGAGUGAAGUCUUUGGUUGUGAAUAUUUGUUGUGUCUGUUUACAGAUUAUCUUUGUUGUGUUGUUGUGUAACGGCUCCAUGGUAACACAGAUCACAUUAUAGACGUCCAGAGAAGAUACUGUAUAAUCUGAUGAUGCAUGUAGUGUAACUGUUCAUGGGGGAAAAUGGUUUAUUAAAAGUAUGGUACUGCUUCAUACUUAACAUUCUUAUCUAUUAAUAUAACUAUUGAUGAUCAGGUAUUGGGUUCCAUUAGAAUUGUUCAUUUUUCUGUUUUUUAAAGUUGCAGCCUCAAAGAUCAGUUUCUUCAUCUUUGGCGACACCUAUGGCCAUACCUGGUAAUUACAGGUUUGUUUCUGGGUGAUGGAGCACGUCAAUAACUUUGUGUUAUCUUAUUCAGUGAUAGAGAGUAACUUAAAAGAAACUUAUUUAAUAAAAAAUCUUUGAGGUGGCUACUUUAAAUGUUUAUGGGGAUCAGUUUAUUGUUGUUUGUUGUGGUAGAAAAAUAAGUAAUUGGAUUGUCGAUUCUUUCACUGAGUAUUUACCCUUGUUUUUAUUGUUAUUUUUUAAGGAGACAAACUUUAUUUGGUUGUCACUGGAAUUUACUUCGACAUCAGCUGGAGUUUAUUUCUCUUGAAAAACAAUGAAAUUUGUAAAA
Molecule: messenger RNA, 3266 nt
Organism: Seriola dumerili (greater amberjack)
Lineage: Eukaryota; Metazoa; Chordata; Actinopteri; Carangiformes; Carangidae
Product: neoverrucotoxin subunit beta-like
Exons: 4
Coding region: 68-2179 (703 amino acids)
Molecular function (GO): protein binding
Source: RefSeq, a predicted model, not a curated record